Molecule: messenger RNA, 3786 nt
Organism: Haliotis rubra (blacklip abalone)
Lineage: Eukaryota; Metazoa; Mollusca; Gastropoda; Lepetellida; Haliotidae
Product: mitochondrial 2-oxodicarboxylate carrier-like
Exons: 9
Coding region: 125-1033 (302 amino acids)
Biological process (GO): transmembrane transport
Source: RefSeq, a predicted model, not a curated record
AGUAUUACCGCAGUGAAUGGGAUUUUACGAAAUUGUGGACUGUUACUCUUAUCUCGGGUGCAUCCCACCUCAUUCAUGCCCAAACUGACCACAGGUGUCUGUCACUGUGUUGGUACACCGAAAAAUGGCUUCUGCACAAACACCUGACAAGCACAGUGCAUUGACUCUCAUGACGAUGCAAUUUGCGGCUGGUGGAUGUGCAGGGUUUGUGGAAGUGUCGAUCAUGCACCCCCUUGACCUCAUCAAGACCAGGUUCCAGAUUCAGGGUGGACUAGACGACCCCCAAAGAUACAAUUCUAUUGCUGACUGUGUCAAGAAGAUGUACAGGAGUGAAGGGGCUCUGUCCUUCUACAAGGGGAUCCUGCCACCUUUAAUGGCAGAAACACCCAAAAGAGCUGUAAAAUUCUUCACAUUUGAGAGCUACAAGAACAUGUUUUCCUAUGGCAACUACCUCAACCAGCCAGUGGUGUUGACGCUGUCUGGACUUUGUUCAGGACUGACAGAGGCAGUGGUCAUCAAUCCCUUCGAAGUUGUCAAAGUGAAGCUGCAGUCAGAGAGAAACUCGUUUCCCAAGAGCAGCACUUUUGCAACAGCUCGUGAGAUUGUGUCAAAGGAUGGCUUUGGUCUGAAAGGUUUAAACAAAGGCUUAUCUGCCACUCUUGGGAGGCAUGGUGUCUUCAACAUGGUCUACUUCAGUUUCUACCAUAACAUCAAGGCCCUUGUCCCAGAGAUGGAUGACCCAAAGCAAGAUUUGGCUCGACGUUUUGUGAUUGGUUUAUGUGCUGGCAUCCUAGCUUCCUGUAUCAACAUUCCAUAUGAUGUAGCAAAAAGUCGCAUACAGGGUCCUCAACCUGUUCCUGGGCAGAUCAAGUAUCGAACAUGUAAUGCAACAAUCAGAACUGUGUACACAGAAGAAGGCUUCUUUGCUCUGUAUAAGGGUCUGCUUCCAAAAGUGUUGAGACUCGGACCAGGUGGUGCAAUCAUGCUACUGGUGUAUGAGACAGCAUUUACUUGGAUGCAGAAAAAUCUUUGACAAAAAACUGAUUUGAUGGAAAAAUGACUCUUUCCCCAAACUCAGUGUCUGACUCCAGAUGUGAAACUUGUUGUGGGAUUGUCUCCAGAGAUGCUAUCCAGUGGGACUCUAGAAACAUUUCACUUUAAGGAUCCUGUCAUAUGGUUUUCAUCAGGAUUUGCCAUUUCCUCUCAAUGGAUUGCUUUUUCUCUUUAUACAAGAAGACAGACUCUGAAAAUGUAAAAUUCCAUUCGGAUAACAUAGAAGAUUAGUGACUGAAAUCAUGACCAUGUGAGCUUGUAGCAUGGUGUUGUUUGUCUGUUGUCUAGUCAGUGUGUCACUGUCUGUCAUCCAUUGUUUGGGAACAUCUUCUCUGAUUUAGCUGACAAUCUAAGUACUUGACACAAAUUAACCUGCGGCUAUUAAAAUCCAGGUUUUGUGAGGUUUAUUAAGAAUUCAAGUUGAAGUAAAAUCUCUGCGAAUCUUCUAAGAAAUCUGAACCAUUGAUAUGAUGUGUACUUGUAGGAACAGGAAACGGGAAUCAGAAUGGUUCAUGCUAAAACAAUAAUAAUAAACUAAUACAUUAGGAAUAGUUAAGAAUAGAAUUCUCCGAAACCAAAUGGUGCAGGGAGGAUGUCUAUUUACUAAGUCACUGAGUUGAUUCAGACCUAAACCUACUGAAGUGAGAAAUGUUACAGUGUAUAGAACUGAGGAUGUAUUGCAGCUGUUUGUCCUACGAUUGUAUUGCUGAUAGUAUGCAAUAGUGUCAAUUAGAAGAAAAACAUAUAUUAUUCUUAUAUCAAACUAGAUAUGUGCAAGGAUGGUGUCACAUUGAGAUUAGAGUUACUUCCCUUUGACUUGAGUAGUGACAGUGAAAUGUCUGACUUUCAUUCAUUACACUGAUUAAUAUAAUUAUCAAGCCAUAAGGUUUACUAUCAACACAAUACCAGUCAUGCAAUACAUGAGUGAAAAUAGCCCCAACAGUCAUCUCUCGGGUCUGUAAAAUCAGAGACCAUCUAUUAUAUGGUCUCUGGUAAAAUGUAAUUUAGAAUUCACCUAACAAGAACCAGUAUCACCUGUGGAGAUUUGAAUGGUGGUACCAUUGGAUUCAGAUAUAUAUGUUUAAAGUCUCAAGCAUUUAAUGUAAUGUUUCUUCCCAAAUUAAAUUGAGUGAGUGAGUUACAUUUUAUUUUCACAUAGGCAGCAUUUCAGCCAUAUUGUGUCUUCAAAUUAAAGCAAAUGUCAAAUUAAAUGUGUUGACACUGCCAGAAGUUGUCAGAAAUAUUAUUUUCAUACAAUGUUUAAAAACACUGUUUAGAAUUGAUAUUUAUGGUAUUGAUUUGUCAUGUAUUGUUUAAAUUAUUGAUACUGUGUUGAAUAUUAUCAAAUUGCAAUGUGUACUGUUCAGUAUUUUAGUAUGUGUGACUAGCAGUGCAAUUUUGGGCUGUAGAUGGGUAGACAAGAACAUAAACUUUAUAUUUUUUAUUGUUGUGCCAGUAAGCCAGUUCCGACUGAUGGUUGGUAAGAGGGUAGUGAUAGUCUGUUAUCAUGAGUAGCUAGCCAUCUAUCUGUGUAUAGUCAGGUGAACAGGUUGUCUCCCUUGGACUGUCAAGUUGUCUCUUUAGGAUGUGUUAGCCUUUCUCUACACAUUUGAGAAGCUGUAUGUAUCCAUAUUUAUGUGUUAAUCAGAUGGUAUGACUGUAUUUUGUCUGUCUCUAGUGUGUUUGUGAAGCCACUGCUGGUUCAUGCUGAGAAGGGACAUUCCUCUCCAGAUCAGUGCUCAUCACUGUCAUGUUGGUAUAAAGCACUGUCAGAUCUUAGUGCUUGCUACCCCAAGGGUAUCCUACUGCAAAUCACAUCAGAACAAUCUUAUGAGGCUGAUCACAGCAUCAUUUAUGAGAUUGAUCACAGCAUCACUUAUGAGAUUGUGAAGGUCUGAAUAUGUUUUCAAUUAUGUUCCUAAUAAUAAAGAAGCUGGCAUCCUUAAAGUCUCACCUUUUAGGUGUUCUAAAUGCCGUUCAAAGACAAUGUAUGGAACCAUGAUAGGAUAAAAUGAGGUUUCUUGAUUAACAGUUGCAUGCUGUAUGACCAAUUCAAUGGGAUAGAGCCGUUUCAUAGCCCGAAAUACUGCUAUAUCUAGUAGACAUUCCAAAGUUGUCUUGACUUCAGUUAUUUACUGAGCUUUGUCAACAUAUUUUUUCUGAAUGUAGUUUGAGUGGAAGCUCACAAUUGGAACAUUCUGUGUUCUCCGUCUUGUGAAAGGUGCUGUCUGACUGGCCAAGGCAACUUCUUGUUUCUGGUCAGUCUCAGUGAAAGGUCAUUGUGGUGUAAACCGUUGUGGGAAUAUUCAGUUUCAAGAUCUCUGGAGUGAUGCUUUGAUCAAUCUGAUGAAAGGUCACUUUGCAAUAGGUUGUUUAUGUGAGAGUAGCAACGACUGAGAUUGUGGAACAAUAAGGCUUCUAUCUAUGUGGUCAGUGUACUUGUAAGCAAAGAUACUGUUUAUCCAGAUGUAUCCAUUUCCAUUCACAUUUCUCAAUUCAUUUGAAUAUAUAGAUGACGUAUUGUACUCGGAAAUUGGGGCCAGGAGAAGCCAGUUAUUGAGUUCCCAUAUACUGAGUAUCUUGUGUUAAAUGAUUGACAGGAGUAACAGUGAGUGGCAGUGUAAUGAUAGAGAGUCUGUAUGUUUACUCAAGAAUGUCAUUUGAUUUUAUCACGAACAAAUUAUUGGAAAAUAUAUUUAUCAGAACAUUUUAUUGAAUAAAAUUAAUAUUUUU